GUCACUUUGAGCAACCACAUUGCCAAAUCCUACUCUUCACCCGUAAUUUCAUAGAGUUCAGGUCAAGAUGUCGUUCGGAAAGCUGUACGGCUUCAAGGAAAAUGCCCGCUCCACCGCUCUUCUAGUGGUUGCGAAGGAGAACAACCUCGACGUUGAACUCGUCGAGACUCGUCCGCCCAAUGUCGACACCGAAUAUCUCAAAUUGAACCCCCUUGCCCGAGUCCCAACUUUCGUUGGCGCCAAUGGCUUCAUCCUGACCGAAAGCAUCGCAAUCGCCAUCUACUUUGCGUCUCAGAAUGAGAAGACAACCCUGCUCGGCAAGACCAAGCAAGACUAUGCUUCCAUUGUCCGAUGGAUGUCAUUUUCCAACUCUGAGGUUCUCCCUACCCUCAGCGGCUGGUUCCGUCCUCUCAUCGGCCGAGACCCAUACAACAAGAAGUCAGUCGACGACUCGAAAGCUGCAGCACUGAAGGUUCUCCAAGUUCUCGAGCAGCACUUCCUCAUCCACACUUUCCUUGUCGGAGAGCGCCUCACCCUUGCCGAUCUGUUCACUGCUUCCCAAAUUGCACGCGGUUUCCAGUACACUCUUGACAAGGCCUGGCGAUCCGAGAACCCCAACGUCACUAGAUGGUACGAGACCAUUACCAACCAGCCGAUCUGGAAGGCCAUCAUCGAGCAGCCCAUCAUGGUCGAGGAGGCAGUCAAGUACACCCCACCAAAGAAGGAUGCAAAGCCUGCUAAGGCCCCAACACCAGCUGCGCCCAAGGCCGAGAAGAAGCCAGCUAAAGAGGAGGAAGACGAAGAAGAGGAGGCAAAGCCGGAAGUCAAGGCCAAGCACCCUCUUGAAGCGCUUCCCAAGCCAACUCUCAUUCUCGAUGACUGGAAGCGAAAGUAUUCCAACGAGGAAACUCGUGAGGUCGCUCUCCCUUGGUUCUGGGAACACUACAAGCCAGAGGAGUAUUCUUUGUGGAAGGUGGACUACAAGUACAACGAUGAGUUGACGCAGGUCUUCAUGACUUCCAACCUCAUUGGUGGCUUCUUCGCCCGCCUCGAGGCUUCCCGAAAGUAUCUCUUUGGAUGCUGCUCGGUCUAUGGCCAGGCCAACGACUCUGUCAUCCAAGGUACCUUCCUAGUCCGUGGCGACGAGGCUCUUCCUGCUUUCGAUGUCGCUCCGGACUAUGAGAGCUACGAAUUCACCAAGCUUGACCCCAGCAAGCCCGAGGACAAGGCUUUCGUCGAGGACCAGUGGUCGUGGGAUAAGCCAAUUGAGGUCAACGGCAAGAAGUACGAGUGGGCUGAUGGCAAGGUCUUCAAGUAGAUGGCACAAACAACGUCAUCCAACCUGGUCAUCACCGCUUGUGCUUGACCUGUGAAAAGAUGCAACAGACAUUCAUCUGAAGCCAUGUUCAUGACGCGAUGAGAAAAGGAUGCGUGAGAGACAUGCACACUCGAGGUUGGUCUCGCUGGGGGGACUAUGACCAGCUGAACAUUAGGUGUUGACGUGUGUAUGUCUUGUUUCUUAUUAGCUCCCAUAGAAAAGGAGAAGCUAUGCAUGCCCUACGAUAUAUUUCGGCCUCUCUAUCUUCGCGGUAAUCCUACG
This is a messenger RNA of Exophiala xenobiotica, 1600 nucleotides long. RefSeq lists its product as uncharacterized. Gene Ontology annotation, molecular function: translation elongation factor activity. The record is from RefSeq and is a predicted model, not a curated record. NCBI's taxonomy places the organism in Eukaryota, Fungi, Ascomycota, Eurotiomycetes, Chaetothyriales, Herpotrichiellaceae. The transcript has 4 exons. Bases 68 to 1318 code for a protein of 416 amino acids. Gene Ontology annotation, cellular component: nucleus; cytoplasm. Gene Ontology annotation, biological process: translational elongation.